ACUAAUAGUGUGACGCAAUUUUAUUACAAUUAUCUUGAAGAGCCGUGUUACCGUUCUGAUCGCUCUAUGAAUAUUACGGAAUAGGUAUAUUAUUAGGUUUUAACGACUAUUAGUGGGUAAUUGAACUAUAAAGCAUCCGGCACCAUCUGACUUUAAACAAAAGAGGACUUUUCAAUACAAUUUUUGUUAAAACUAUUAAUAGGUUUUUAUACUAACCAGUAGGUUUUGCGUCGUGUCAGUGAUUGUAAUAAAAAGCUUGCAAAUAUUUGUAUUUCUGUAUCUUGAUAAGUGGAAGUGUUUUGUGAAAUGUGCGUGAAAAAAUGUGUAACAAUGACCCCACAUUGGUGCGUGAUUAGAUCAGGAGGAAGAUCGUGUUGUGUUAUGAACACGAAAACUGUGGUUACAACUUGAAAGGAAGGGGUUUGAUGAAGUGCCUUCCUAAAUUAUCAACUACCGAGUACAUGAACACCAUUUUUAAUGUAAGAGGUAAAAAUCACAAGAAACCACAAAGAUGUCUGACUAUAUUGAAGAUUUAGAUAAAUUCCUAGCCGAAUACGGCAUGUUAGACUCGCCGUCGGGAUUCGACUCGUUCUCGGAACUUGGGGAAAUGUUGGCGAUGAAUGAACACGCUGCACCAGAACUUGUAAUGCCGCCGCUGAGGCAGCAACAAGCGGCACCAGAACUUGUAAUGCCGCCGCCGAGGCAGCAACACGCGGCACCAGAACUUGUAAUGCCGCCGCUGAGGCAGCAACAAGCGGCACCAGAACUUGUAAUGCCGCCGCCGAGGCAGCAACACGCGGCACCAGAACUUGUAAUGCCGCCGCUGAGGCAGCAACAAGCGGCACCAGAACUUGUAAUGCCGCCGCUGAGGCAGCAACAAGCGGCACCAGAACUUGUAAUGCCGCCGCCGAGGCAGCAACAAGCGGCACCAGAACUUGUAAUGCCGCCGCCGAGGCAGCAACAAGCGGCACCAGAACUUGUAAUGCCGCCGCCGAGGCAGCAACAAGCGGCACCAGAACUUGUAAUGCCGCCGCCGAGGCAGCAACAAGCGGCACCAGAACUUGUAAUGCUGCCGCCGAGGCAGCAACACGCGGUACCAGAACUUGUAAUGCCGCCGCCGAGGCAGCAACAAGCGGCACCAGAACUUGUAAUGCCGCCGCCGAGGCAGCAACAAGCGGCACCAGAACUUGUAAUGCUGCCGCCGAGGCAGCAACACGCGGCACCAGAACUUCAACCCGCGCCGCGAACACCCAUCUCGCUUGGAGUUCCUAGCAAGGAACCAUUUAAACACUUGCCGUUUACGGUGAAAGUUUUACUUCCAAAGGAAAAACCAAAACAUUAUAUUUUUACGAGGAGGUUCAACCUUGCGCUCGUGAAACCGGAUCUACCUUUCGCGGUGCAAUUUAACUAUGGAAGAUUACCAGGGAAUAAGCCGAUGUAUGUGCGGGCUAUGCCUGUAUUUGCUAACCCCAUUCAAGCUGGGAAAAGAGUGGAAACUUGCAGAAACCAUUACGACAAACUGAGGCCAGCCAGGGGUGAAGUGUUGGCCAAGAGCGUUCUGCACUCGUACCAACCCGGGCCCGGGGUGUACCAGCAGGGGGAGCCGGCAAACCCGCAGUCCCGGUUCUCAAUCGUCGUGCCCGCCACCGGUACUCAGAUCCAACAUAUUUACGAGAUGAAAUGUACGAAGAAAUGCUUUAGAAAUAUGACUCAUCGAGCACUCGAAAUCAUUUUCACCCUCGAGGACAUGUGGGGGAACGCGUACGCACGGCAUGUUAUGGGCUUACAAUCAUGCUCGAGCCCCUUUCGGGACCUUAAAAAUAUGCUGAAGAAUCACCAAACACACGGCAAACGUGCCCAGACUCCGAGCACUCGGAGUUCCGGACGCAAACGUCCCAGACUGCUAUCUGUCGAAUCUGAAUCCAUUGACUCAAGUACCUCAGAGGUGGAAUCCAUUGAUGUGAGCCGCAUUGCGUCGGCGGCGAACAAUAUUGAAACCAAUGAGCAACACUUCGAGCCUCCGUUACCAGACGCCGUCGUGAACUCCUCGGCAGUCACCCUGGCCAGUAUCCAAUGCCUGACAGACGACUUAGUUAGAGAUUACGGCUGCAGCGAUCCUCGAGUCGUGCAAAUUUGUCAGACAUACUUGAAUCCCGGCAUUCAACAUUUGAGAGAAAUCUUACCGCCUCAGAUGUUCUAGUCGAGCACAUACACUCACAA
Manduca sexta (tobacco hornworm) is the source of this 2220-nucleotide messenger RNA. Its product is annotated as MAGE-like protein 2. The record is from RefSeq and is a predicted model, not a curated record. Bases 512 to 2200 code for a protein of 562 amino acids. Gene Ontology annotation, cellular component: nucleus. Gene Ontology annotation, biological process: apoptotic process; regulation of transcription by RNA polymerase II. NCBI's taxonomy places the organism in Eukaryota, Metazoa, Arthropoda, Insecta, Lepidoptera, Sphingidae. The transcript has 8 exons. Gene Ontology annotation, molecular function: RNA polymerase II cis-regulatory region sequence-specific DNA binding; DNA-binding transcription factor activity, RNA polymerase II-specific.